Messenger RNA from Gasterosteus aculeatus aculeatus (three-spined stickleback), 3126 nucleotides. RefSeq names its product NLR family, CARD domain containing 3-like 1 (gene nlrc3l1). Lineage: Eukaryota; Metazoa; Chordata; Actinopteri; Perciformes; Gasterosteidae. The record is from RefSeq and is a predicted model, not a curated record.
UGCAUAAACCAGAAAGUAACAAAUAUGGAUUCAUGGAAGUAGCUUUUGUUUUUAUUUACUUACUUCUUGCCAUUAUAAGAGGGGUGUAAAGUUGCCUGAAUAAAGCUUUCGCCGUCUGUCUCGGUGGAGCAAAGCUGUUAUCGUAAUCUGCCAUCGUAAUUUUACAUUUGCAAGUUUGAUAUUAGAAAUAAUAUGAAGGAAAACUUACUUUAUCUCCAGAGCAAGCCUAACUUUAAAUGUUCCUAACCAAAUACACUAACUACCUUAGGAUAAGAGGGGGAGUGCUUCCCUGUAAAACACUUCGCUCGUUACUUCAGACCUAAAGCUAAAGCUAACUCAUGUUACAGAGCUGUCAAGCUAGCGCGCACGUUGUUUUGCGGUACGCGUGCACACCGAGUAUUACGGCACGGACAGUCCCCUCAACUGCGACCGUCUCUGGCAAACACAAAGGGAUCAGCGCAUGUGCCGGUCAUGUUAGUUGUUUGCGGAUCCUUUCCAUGAAAUGAUGGCCGACAGUGAAUUUAUGGAGUCGCCCGCUGUGUCACGCAGCUCUUCCCUCGGCAGUGCAGGGUCUGGCAGACGACAGAGUGGGCUCGAUGAAGAAGAAGAAGACGACAUGCUCUACUACAUCCCUGAGAGAAGACCUUCUCUGGACCUAGGGCCCAGUCCAAUGGAUACCAGCCAGUGGCAUUAUGUGGACAAGGCCUUUUCUCCAGCUGUGAGCUACAGAUCAAUGACAAGUGCAGAGAUGUCAAAUAGCAUGCAUCUGGAACAUGGAUCCCCCACAAGGGUUCAGCUGAUCAGAGCAGAUUCAUACUCAAGCUGCUAUUCAUUGGACAGUGACGAUUGUGAAAAGAUGGUCCCCAAGGUAAAAGAGGAAAAAGAGGAAAAAGAGGAUUCCGUCCCUGAGCUUUCUGACACACCUGAUGUCAUACCAGAGCCAGAUCUAAUAAAGAAUCCUUUCCUGACCGUAGCGUUCACUUUCACGGCUAUUUCCAAAACCCUUCGGAAGCUGCCCGAGAGAGACCUUAAGGAGUUCAAGAUGAGGCUGUGGAAGCGUUACCCUCAGUCAUUCAACACUCACUCCCAAAGCAUGGACAUGGUGGACCUUGUGGACCGCCUGCUCGAGUGUUUCAGCCUGGAUGUUUCUUUGCAUAUCACCAAAAUCCUUCUUGAGGAAAUUGGAAAAAACACGAUGAUUGAUUAUCUUCAGACUCUGUGCAUUAGAAAUGAAGUACGUCACAAUUUGAGCGAAACUCUGAAGAUGAAAUACGGCAAAGUAUGUGACGGUCCUGUGCAGGGAGAGAAGAGACCACUAGACGAAGUCUUCACCGAUCUCUACAUAACCUCGACCUGUGACAACGGCCCAAAUAUUGAACAUGAGGUCUUGACUAUAGAAAAGCUGGACAGUAACACGAAUGACGCGAAACUGCUUUCUACCAAAGACAUACUGAGCACUGAAAGCCUGGAACACACCCACUGCAAUUUAAUGCUGCUCUCGGGAUUGCCGGGGUCCGGGAAGUCUAUGGCGGUGAGAAGGUUGAUCCUCGAGUGGAUUGAAGGGAAGUCCCACCAACACGUCUCCCUCAUGUUUCCUUUGCCCUUCAGAGAACUCAAACAGUUUGAGAAUUCUCCCGUCUCCAUGAUGGAAAUACUACAAACGCUCUACCCGGAAACCAAGAAACUGAGGGAGGAGGAUUACAGAUGUGACGACUGCAAAAUAAUGUUUAUCUUUGACGGUCUGGACGAGUACAGCGGGGCGCUGGACUUUCACUACGCUUUCCCUCUCAGCGACCUGUCGGAGUCCACCACGCUGAACGUGAUCGUGGUGAACCUCCUCAGAGACAAGCUGCUCUACCAAGGCCUCUUCCUCAUCACCUCUCGAACUCAGCUGAAGCGCUCCAUUCCCUGGGACACGCACUACGAAGAGAUAGAUGUGCGCGGCUUCCUCGACCCUCAAAAGAACGAGUACUUUCGAAAGAGGUUCAAGGACCCGGAUCAGGCGGCUCGAGUCAUUGCGUACGUCGACUCCUCCAGAACCCUCCGCAUCAUGUGCCACCUGCCCUUGUUCUGCUCGCUGGUCGGCGAUGAGUUCCAGCACAUCUUCGGGGAGCCCACGGCGCCGGCGCAGCCGCCCAGCAACAUCGCCUACAUGUACACCAAGCUGCUCUCCGCGCUCACCCGGCGGCGGCGCAAACACAGAGCUCCGGAUGUUAGCCCGGACAAAGAGAUAGAGUUCUUCAUGAAACUCGGAGGUUUGGCGUUCAACAUGCUGGAGCAAGGACAGUUUAAGAUCUCAAGGUACGACUGGAAGGAGCUUGGAAUCCCGGUCGAGGAGGCCGUGAUCAACAGCGGCCUCUGCACGCAAUACCUCACGUGUCCAAUCGUGCUACAUCACGAGAACUACAUCAGCUUCAUACACCCUACGGUGCAGGAGUACAUGGCGGCACUUUACGCGUUCCUCUCCUUCACCAACCAGGGGAAGAACAUUUUCGUGCGGCACGUGAGAGGCAGGGUGAAAGGGUUUUUCAAGGUGCCCACGGUGAUGGACCUGUUCAAGAGUGCCGUGGACAGCAGUCUGCGGUGCGAAGACGGCAAACUGGACAUGUUGACGCGUUUCCUGCUCGGAAUGGGCCUCAAGACCAACCUGGAGCUCCUCCAGCCGCUCUGCACAUGUACUGUUAAGUGGCCGACGUUCGCCGCGGACGCCGUCGGAUUCAUCAGGGAGAGGAUGAGAGGAAAUGUGUCUCAAGGCAGGAAAACCCACUUGACCCGCUGCCUCGACGAGCUGAGGUGAAAGGUUCAAUUGGACACUAAAUAACUAUUAAUGUUUCCACUGAAUUUGGAAUAGCACUAAUCUAUCGACUUACACGCUGAUUACUUUCCCACUUACACGGCUGUGGUGACAAUCUUUUGAGAAAGUUCAGAACUAAUGUUUUAAUAUUUAAUAUAGAUUAAAGCUUAAAGGAAAUAAGGGGCCUUGUUUGAAAGUUAUAUUUGUAUCUUUUUAUGUAGUCAAAAAUUCUUGUUUCUGUUAGCAGCUUGUGUUUUUCAUAUAAAUGUUUGGUGUGUAACGCAGUAUUCACAUUGAAGGGCUGUUCAUCCCACAUAAAAAGCUAAAAGGUG